AUGGUGAAAAAGGCAAAAAAACCAAGCCAUCAUGAUGAAGAGGAAAUAACUGACGAGGAUUUUAUGGAUAUUAUGGAUUGCCUAAAUCCCAGACAAUUCGAACAAAUGUCCAGAUCGUUGGGAUAUACUGUAAGAGAUUAUGAUCAUGAUUCCGAUGAUUCAUAUUUUAGUGAUGAGUGUAUUGUAGCACCAACACCAGAGUUGGAAACUUUGUUAAUUAAAAGAGAUUGUCUUGCUGAGAAAUUACUUCCACCAGAUAAAAACAUCAAGAAGAGAAUAUUGGAUUUGUUGGAGCAGAGUUGUGUAUUGAAUGGAGAUUAUAUUACUGGAGGAAAAUUGGAUUCGAAUUACUUGAUGCCUGCUAUUGAAAUUCUUCUUGAGGAUAAUGGAAAAUACAAGCCAUUACCACUGCCAAUUGUUUAUGCGGAACAGGUCACUGAAUUGAUAAGGAAUUGUUCUUUUGGAAGGACUGAAAAUGUAAACAUUACCAAAUCAUGGCACUUGGAUCCACAUAAAUUCAGAAUUACCAACCCUAAAUGGGAUUCGUCAAUUGAAGAAUUAGUUAGAAAGGUCAAAGCAAAGCUUGGUAUUUUGAAUGAAAAGAAGAUUGACUUCUCACUUUCCAAAAUGAUAUUGCAUGAGGAGGGAGGUUUAUUUGAUUUUUGCACGGAUAUUGAUAAAGAGGAUGGAAUAGUUGCUAACUUGUUAGUUCAAUUACCUAGCUCAUUCACUGGUGGUAAUUUUACAUUGUCUCACAGCGGAAAGGAAAUGAAAUUCCAAUACAAAGAUGAAUCCACCUAUUCUCCAUACUAUGUCAGCUUUUACUCUAAUUGUGAACACAAAGGAGAACCACUAACCUCUGGAUACAGAUUAUCGUUGGUUUAUAAUUUGAAAUAUUCUGGAUCUGAUAGAAUUGCACCAUAUGACAGUGCUACACAAUUGAGAGAUAUGCAGAAUAUUAUAGAAACUUGGAUCAAGGUUCCAAUGUAUACCAAGCUCUGUUACAUUUUAGAAAACAAAUAUACAAAGGCCACCCUUGGUCCAUCUGUGUUGCAAGGAAAGGACAAAAUUGCUUAUCAGUUAUUUUCACAACUUGAACACGUUGAGGUUCAUUUAGCAACUUUAGAAAAACAUGAAGAAACCAUAUGCCUCUCUGAUAUGAAGUAUGAUACUGAACUCAGGUAUAAGGCUCAUACAACAAAUAAUGUUGAAGAUGAGGAAGAUUUUACUGAAUAUAUGAAGAUAAAUCGUUGCUACAAGAGUACAUGUAUCCUCAUAUAUCCAAAGCAACUCAAAUCACUCUGUAAUCAACUAGACCCUUUAGAAAAAUUUUGGAAAGAUUAUAAGGAACAAAAAACAGAUAAGAAGAAAAACAUUUUGAUGGCAUACACUUCGUCUCUCCUCUGCUGUUCUGAAGACAAUCUUAGUACAAGGAGUUUUGUAGACAUGUCAAAGUUUUCAGAUAUUUGCCUUACCUUGAAUUAUCUUCCAUUAAGCUUGAAAUAUGUGGAAAAGGUAUUAAUUGUAGAUGAAUUCAAGACUGAGGAAGCAACAAUUUUAUUAACCAAGGUAAUCAAGAAUCAUGGCACUGAACAUUUCAAGGAAUUAGUCAGUAAUAGUUUAGAAAAGUGUUGUAAGUUGAUAUUUUUGGUAAUAGUACUAAAUAUUUUUAUUCUUUUCAUAAUUACAGUCAAGACUAAAAACUAUUAUUCAAAUGAAAUUACAGCAAUUGGAAAAAUGAUUUUGGAGCUGAACGAGCAAUCUUGGAUUACUCAUUUUGUUGAUAAGGUAGUAUCACUAAAGUCAUUAAAUAUGGAGUGGGCACAUCCAGAUGCUAUUAUGAUCAUUUUCAAAUUGAAAGACCAAUAUCCAAGUUACUCAGAAAAGCUAAACCAAUUUAUUGAUGCGUAUGUCAAAUCAGAGCUGUCUAUUGAUAAAUCAAGAGUUGGUUGCUCUCUAAUCAAUUCAGAAGUUGUCAUCAAAUUGAACAUGAUUAACUUGGCUCUACCUUUAUUAAAUAGAAUGUCAUGUAAAAUGGACGAUAAGGAAUUGAAUGAGGUUGUAGCAGUGAUGAAACAUUUUGGCAUUGAAAAGACUGAACCUUUAUUAGUUCUGGCUCUGAAAGAUCUGCAUCGAUACCCCUUCACCCCAAGGAGGCUUGCUAUUCUACAAUUAUCCAUGCAGAGCAGUGCAGAAGCUAAACACUUAUCUGACAAAAUAUUUGAAAGUAUCAUCCAAAAUUUUGAUUUCAAAUUGGAAAAUGCAUCAGAAUACGUUGAUUUAUUAACCUUUUUCAGAAAUAAUGAUAGGAGUGCAGAUGAAAUAAGAUUUUCCAAUGCACUGAUUCAAAAAAUAUCAAUUCCAAAGUAUUCCUAUUCCUUGGUUAAAGAAAUAAUCAAAACUAAUGGAAUUGAAUGUUUUGGAACUGGAACUGGAUUGCGGAUGAUUUUGGAACAUUCCUACAAAGUAUUAUUUAAUUCGGCUACUACACCCAAUGCUUCCCAUAGCUUGGACUUGGACUUGGAAGGAACCUCUACGUGGGUUUUUAAUCACAUUACCCUUUCAUGUUCAUGUGAGCAUUGUGAAAAGGUAAAAAAGUUUCUCAUUUCAAAUGAAAAGGUAUUUUCUCUAAAAGAGAAACUAAAUGCCCGAAAACAUGUAGAAACAAUUCUUAAAGAACAAGUAGACCUUAUCAAGGAAACAAUUAAAGCAGGCUCUCCACAAACUCUCAAACUCACCAAGACGAGAAUGAGCCCAGAUGCAAAAAAGGCAAUUACUGGCUCAAUUGAAAAUAUCCUUAAACAAUACAUAGAGUAUGCAACCAAAUCAGACCAGAAAGCUCUUGCAAGACCUUCCGAAUCAAAUGUUGCUGAUGAACCUCCAACUAAGAAAGUCAAACAAGAAUAG
Messenger RNA from Naegleria gruberi, 2907 nucleotides. RefSeq lists its product as uncharacterized. The transcript has 2 exons. Bases 1 to 2907 code for a protein of 968 amino acids. The record is from RefSeq and is a predicted model, not a curated record. NCBI's taxonomy places the organism in Eukaryota, Heterolobosea, Eutetramitea, Acrasida, Naegleriidae.